Molecule: messenger RNA, 1152 nt
Organism: Zingiber officinale
Lineage: Eukaryota; Viridiplantae; Streptophyta; Magnoliopsida; Zingiberales; Zingiberaceae
Exons: 4
Coding region: 1-1152 (383 amino acids)
Source: RefSeq, a predicted model, not a curated record
AUGGUUCAGCAGAAUCAAUUCGGAGGAGGACCGCACGAUGAUCCAAACCAUCGCUUAGAGCUUUCCUACGAUAUAUGUGGUACUAUGAAAGUGAAUAGAGUUCCUCCAGAAUCAGUGAGAUUGCUUCUUUUCAGAUUUUCCUUGAAAGACAGAGCCAAGCAGUGGCUAAAUUCUCUUCCAGCAAACAGCAUAUCAUCUUGGGAGCAGUGUGAGCAGAAAUUUCUGGACAAGUUCUACCCACCAAGCAAAACUGCCCACAUGAGGAACUUGAUCACUAGCUUCAAACAGAUAGACUCAGAAUCAUUAUUUGAAGCCUGGGACAGAUUCAAAACAGGAGGAGCACUAAUGAACAAGAGUCUUGAUGAAGCCGAAGAGAUCAUAGAGAAUAUGGCACAGAACCAUCAUCAGUGGGCAACUGAAAGAUCUGGUGAUUCUUUCUCAGGGAAUCUAAUAAAGGUGUUAGAAAAAUUCGACGUAGAUACAGUCACACUCAUGUCUGCAAAACUGGACGCUCUGACCAAGAAGUUUAAGGUCAUGGGGAACAACAACAACAUGGCCAAUGCAAUAAUAAACCAACUUGGGCAGUACAAUGCGAUAGUCAGCUACAACCAAAGGCAAAACAAUCCGUACUCCAAUACAUACAACCCAGGACGGAGGAAUCACCCGAAUUUCUCAUACCGAAAUAAUCAGGACCAAGGGCCAACAAAACAAAACUAUCAACCUGGACAACAGAUCUACUCACCUGGACAGCAGAGCUACUCAUCUGGACAACAGACUUAUCAACAACAGCAACCUUCACAAUUAUCCAGAAUUGAAAAGAUGCUAGAGGAAGCUCUCUCAGAGCAAAAAGAGAUGAAGAAUGAGAUUAAGCUGUUGACUCAAAGAAUGGAAAAUUCUGAGAAACACCAAAAGAUGCAAGACAACCAGAUAGCUCAGAUAGCCCAAUCCUUCUCAAGAGGACAGGGAACAUUUCCAAGAAAGCCAAAUAUAAACCCAGUGGAACACUGCAACCGUAUCGAGCUGAGGAGCGGACGAACUGAUAUGCAGAGCCUCCACGAGCUAGCCGUGAGUAUUUCAUGGGUGUGGGGGCAUCAGAGAAACCAAAAUGGCGAAAGGCGAGUCACCGUGAGCUUAAAGGAGUCAGCCAUGUGA